Messenger RNA from Anoplopoma fimbria (sablefish), 9020 nucleotides. RefSeq names its product myotubularin related protein 3 (gene mtmr3). Gene Ontology annotation, molecular function: phosphatidylinositol-3,5-bisphosphate 3-phosphatase activity; protein phosphatase binding; metal ion binding. NCBI's taxonomy places the organism in Eukaryota, Metazoa, Chordata, Actinopteri, Perciformes, Anoplopomatidae. Gene Ontology annotation, biological process: regulation of autophagy; dephosphorylation. The coding region runs from base 373 to 4107 and encodes 1244 amino acids. The record is from RefSeq and is a predicted model, not a curated record. The transcript has 21 exons.
CGCCCCUCCCCUCGCAGAGUAUUGCUCUGACGUGAUGACGUCACGCGCGGCACGUCGGGUUCUUUGGGAGAAUUCGCGGCGAUGGCGACGACGGCUCGGUGCUGGUAGAAAAGGGACGCAGUGAAGCUGGCCUCGGCUCGGAUAUGACUAAUGCGUGUUUUGAUCCAGGUUUAUUCGCUGCUCAGUAAUUGCACCGGCUUCGGGUGAACUACCUCACUUCUCACCCCGUCCUUUCCCAGUCGAUUUCCAUGUCUUACUUGUGAGAGAUUCCAAACAGGAUCAUCAGGACUACUCAUCGUCAGUUACUGAUUGUCUGUGACUGGUCUGGGCAGGAAUUCCUUGUUGGGUGACCCGCACUCCUUCACAGGGGCCAUGGAGGAGGAGGGGCAGCAGAGCUUGGAGUGCAUCCAGGCCAAUCAGAUCUUCCCCAAGAAGUCCCCCGUUCUGGAGGAAGAAAACAUGCAGGUGCCCUUUCCUGAGCUGCAUGGGGAGUUCACAGAGUAUGUGGGGCGAGCAGAGGAUGCCAUCAUCGCGAUGUCUAACUACCGCCUACACAUCAAGUUCAAAGAGUCCGUUGUCAACGUUCCUCUUCAGCUCAUAGAGAACGUGGAGUGUCGGGAUAUGUUCCAGCUUCAUGUCACCUGUAAGGACAGUAAAGUCGUCAGGUGUCAGUUCUCCACCUUUGAGCAGUGUCAGGAGUGGUUGAAACGCCUGAACGUCGUAGUGCGCCCUCCCUCUCGCCUGGAGGACCUGUUCUCCUUCGCCUUCCACGCCUGGUGCAUGGAGGUGUACGCUGGCGAGAAGGAGCAGCACGGCGAGCUCUGCAGACCAGGCGAACACGUGACUUCUUGGUUCAAGAACGAGGUGGAGAGGAUGGGCUUUGACACACAAAACGCCUGGAGGAUAUCUGACAUCAACAGCAAGUUUAGGCUGUGCCCCAGCUAUCCUCAGCAGCUCCUGGUUCCAGCCUGGAUCACUGACAAGGAGCUGGAGAAUGUGGCAGCCUUCCGCUCCUGGAAGAGGUUUCCUUCUGUGGUUUAUAGGCACCAGACCACUGGAGCUGUGAUCGCCCGCUGCGGUCAGCCAGAGGUCAGCUGGUGGGGCUGGAGGAACGCUGAUGACGAGCACCUGGUCCAGUCCAUCGCCAAGGCCUGCGCCGUGGACGGUAGCUCCCGCAAACACCUCUCCAACGGGGGCUACUCCAACGGCACGGUCCUGCCCGACACCGACUUUGAAUCCUCCAUGACCCACAGCUCAGAGGUGGAGACUUUGGCCACCCAGCCCCACAAGUUACUGAUCCUGGACGCCCGGUCCUAUGCUGCUGCCGUAGCUAACAGGGCCAAAGGUGGAGGCUGUGAAUGCCCAGAGUACUAUCCCAACUGUGAGGUGGUGUUUAUGGGAAUGGCCAACAUCCACUCCAUCCGCAAGAGUUUCCAGUCUCUGCGUUUCCUCUGCACUCAGAUGCCUGAUCCAGCCAACUGGCUUUCUGCACUGGAGAGCACCAAGUGGCUGCAGCACCUGUCGCUGCUGCUGAAGGCGGCGCUGCUGGUGGUCAACGCUGUGGACAGAGACCACAGGCCCGUUCUGGUGCACUGCUCUGACGGCUGGGACCGCACACCUCAGAUCGUUGCUUUGUCCAAGCUGCUGCUGGACCCUUACUACCGCACUAUUGAGGGCUUCCAGGUUUUGGUGGAGACUGAUUGGCUUGACUUUGGCCACAAGUUCGCCGACCGCUGCGGCCACGGAGAAAACUCUGAGGACGUGAACGAGCGCUGCCCGGUCUUCCUGCAGUGGCUGGACUGUGUUCACCAGCUGCAGAGGCAGUUCCCAUGCUCCUUUGAGUUUAACGAGGCCUUCCUGGUGAAACUGGUGCAGCACACCUACUCCUGUCUGUUCGGCACCUUCCUGUGUAACAGCGGCAAGGAGAGGGAGGACCGCCACGUUCAGGAGCGGACCUGCUCCACCUGGUCCCUGCUGAGACCGGCCAACCGCCCGCUGAGGAACAUGCUGUACUCCUCCCACUCCGAGACAGUUCUCCACCCAGUGUGUCACGUACGCAACCUGAUGCUGUGGACGGCGGUCUACCUCCCCAGCUCCUCCCCCACCACCCCCUCAGAUGACUCGUGCGCCCCGUAUCCUGUGCCUGGUGGCAACCCUGAGGACGCGCCCCUGGGCAGACGCACGAAGACGCGCUCGUUCGACAACUUGCCCAGUGCAUGUGAGCUGGGAAGCUCUCUGGCUCCCAACCGCCGCUCCAGUGACCCGAGCCUCAAUGAGAAGUGGCAAGACCACCGGCGCUCUCUGGAGCUCAACAUGGCAGUGGGGCCCGAUGGAGGGGCAAACCCGGAUCAGGAGGCGCGGCCUAACGGAGUGGGGCCUCACCCAGACGGAGUGGACUCUGAGCUGGAAGACAGCCCGCAGCCCCGGGGCCCGAACGCUGAGAUCCGACAGGAAGCCUCUGUGAGCGCAGCAGCAACAGGAGAGGAGGCAGAGGAGGCGGAGCUCUCUGUGGCGGUGGGCGUGGCGGAGAGCCAAAUGGAGAACAUACUUCAGGAGGCCACUAAGGAGGAGGCGGGAGCAGAUGUUCAGAGAGAGAGAAGUGCUGCUGUCACACAUGUCCCUGACACCGUUGACACUGAGUCAGAGAAAGAAGCAAAGGUUGAAGAGGAUGAUCAGUGCGCUGAGGUCAACGGGGCCGAGAUGCAGAGAGAAGCUCUUGCUAACGGUCACCAUCCAGUAAAUGGCGUGAUGGAGGCUGAGGAGGAUGACGUGUCUCCCCUUCUGCCCACACAGAUGGCUGAGGAGCUAAAUCAACAGGCAGCUGAGGUGACUCAGUCACCAGAGGGUCUGGAGAAGCAGGAUGUAGAGGACUCCUCGGUACAGGAGGAGCUUGCACAUGGACCCAGUGAGUCCGGCUCAGAUGAGCCUGCAGCCCAAAGAACUAUAACUAACGGCUUUGUGGACAGGUCACCUGAAGAGCCAGAUGUGGAUGAGGAGACCUGCCCUGACUCUGAAUCUGACCACGGAGUCUCAGAGCCUGUGGAGCUGCUGGAUAAGAGGCCCUCGCUGAUGGAGAGCUCCACAGAGACUUUAACUGAAGAGGCCGGCAUCCGGACGGAGCUACCAGCACCGCCACCUGUUUGUCCGACCCGUCAGCCCUGCAGUGACGGCAGGAACCAAGCGCCCUGCUCCAGGAAGGAGAAAGGACUGGAGGCGGGCGAGCACGGCUUUAUCAGAACUUUAAACGGGGGCAGCAAGCGGCCCUCUGUCUGUGCCUUUCAGUCUGUGAACGCUGACCUCAGCAGGGACGGGCUCUGUAACGGCGACAGCUCCGACGCGGAGCCCUGCGGCGGACAUCACUGGGCCAAAGGGAACGGCGAGAGGGUUCCUCUGAGUCGACAGGUGUCCCUAGCGAGCUGCAACUCCCUCAUCCUCCACCCGCGGGGAAGCUGCUCCCACCACCGCUGGUGCCACGCCCUGCUGGGCCGGGCCGCCAUCAGCCCGGAACAGCCGUCCCGCAACCAUCUGGACGACGACGGGCUGACCCUGCACACAGACGUCAUCCAGCAGAGGCUGAGGCAGAUCGAGGCGGGACACCAGAUGGAGGUGGAGACUCUGAAGAAGCAGGUGCAGGAACUGUGGAGCCGCCUGGAGAAACAGCAGCACGCCGGCUCCCACAGGAUCAACGGAGACAUGGGAGACGAAGUGACCUCAAUGACGGACUCUGAGUACAACCUGGACCACAACUGUUUGUCGCGCUGCAGCACAGAGCUUUUCUCCGAGGCGAGCUGGGAGCAGGUGGACAAGCAGGACAGCGAGGUGACCCGCUGGUACCCAGACCAUUUGGCCGCCCAGUGUUACGGCUGUGAGAGCAGGUUCUGGCUCGCCGCCAGGAAGCAUCACUGCAGUGGCAGGGAGCCUGUCCAGGAGGUCUGGAACUGCGGUAACGUCUUCUGUGCCAGCUGUUGCGACCAGAAGAUCCCGGUGCCAAGCCAGCAGCUGUUCGAGCCCAGCCGCGUCUGCAAGACCUGCUACGGCAGCCUGAAGCUCAGCCCGGCUCCCCUGGACCUGGAGCUGGAGAAACCCAUCGCCGCCAGCUCCGACUGAGUUCCAGAGCUGCGGGACGGGGCGAGCAGCCGGCCGCACAGGAGCUACACAGAAUGUCCCAUGUACUUUGUGUGUGUGCGUGUGCGUGUGCGUGUGCGUGUGUGCGUGUGCGUGUGUGUGUGUGUGUGUGUGUGUGUGUGUGCCGCAGAUAUGGAAUUUAAUGUGUAUAUACGGAGGAUGACGGCGGCGGCGGAGGAGCUGAAUGAAGUGUUGGUGAGAUGCCGAGAGCUCUGAAAGGUGGCUGUGCACAGGGGUGGUGUGUGUGUGUGUGUGCGUGUGUGUGUGUGUGUGUGCUUGUGUGUGUGUGUGUGAGAGUGUGUGUGAGAGUAAAUGCACAUUAGCCACACGGAUGGUCUGUGGCGGUGACGGGACAGCACUCCGAGGACAGAGGAGUGAGGAUGGACGUCCUGGUGCCUUGGACCAGGCAGGCAGAGGAGGUCGUCUCACUGUGUGGCUGAGGUCUCUUGGAGGACUUGGGUCCAUUGAAUCAUUUACCCGCUUCUCCACAGACUCUAACGUACCAUCAUCUCAAAGCUCGGACUACUUCUUUACUUUGGAGGACGUUCGAUCAGUAGAGACGUGGAAAAUCUCCCGGCAAUCAUGAGACUGUCCCUCGGCUUUAGAAACGGAUAGCUGGUGUUCACAAAUGUUGUUUAGGCAAAGCUUUAAAGGGUCAGUUCACUCUAAUUUGCAAAACCAUGUUAUCUCUAGUGGUAUCUGAACAUGAAUUCAAUUUUCAUUUUAGAACGUUUUGAGAUCUCAAUUCUGAGAUUUAUGCUGCCAAGAUCAUUGGACCAAUUAAUCAAUUCAUAUUUUUAUUCUCUGUUAUAUAUCACAAAAGUUAAAUAAAUUACUGAAAUAUGGCCAUUAUAAUGUCUAAGACCCCAAGGCCACAUAUUCAUAUAUCUUGUGUAGUUCAACUUGCAGUCCAAAAGCAAAAGAUAUUCAGUUUAAUAACAACAGCAUUUGUUCUUACAUUUGAGAACCUGAAACCAAAGGGUGUUUUGUGCAAUUUGACUAUUCAAUUAUUGAAAUGACUUAAUUGUUUUGUCUCAGAGUGCAGAAAAGGACGAAAGCAGCAGGUUUAGUAUUGAACUCACAUUCAGUUGAGUGAGGCCGAUAAAUCGAGACCUUUAGUCCCUCGUGUGGUUCACGCUCCAAUAAUGCAUCUCAGUAGUGUCUUUAAACUAUUCCCUUCCUACCUUGUUACCACCAACUUGUUUAAACUUCACAGGCUUUCUGUUUUUGGUCUCACAUCCUUGGAAAGAUGACCCUGAUGAGAUCACAAUGACAUCAUCAGGGUUAUUUUUAAAGACUUUAUUAAGACCCUCCUUAGCCACGGAAGACAUUAUACAACUGUUUUCACAGUCGGAGUAGUUCGCCUCAUAUGAGUGAACUGAUUUUUAUGUAAAAAAAAAAAAAUUCGAUGGUGCUCCUUUCCAAUAUUUAACAGCUGUUUCCUGAAACCGUAAUAAUAAUAAUACAAUUUUGUAAUUUUGGUGAACUGACCCUUUAAAUAUGAUCUGGGCUCAAUCUCAACUUAGAUAUUUGCAGCUGUCUGCAUACGUUUUUGAGUUUGUGUUAACGUGUUGAGAUUCAGUGCAGAGGCGGGAUGUUAAGGAUUUUUUUUCUUUUUCUUAAAGUACUUUACUUCUUUUGAAUACUUAUCACAGUGAGGAGAUUUUAUUCUAAACAGAAUCACUCAUGUGAGUCUUUAAACAGGACUAGUUAGUGAUCUGUAGAAAAGGCUUUAAAACAUCUGACCCUUUAACAGCUGAUCUCAGCUCUUCCUCGUUGACAGACUGUUUCUGAGCGUCUGCUGAUGUGCUGUGGCGUCGUCAGUUUGUGUCAGACGGCCGACGAGCUGCAGAUUAUUUGUGCCCGACACACAGACUGACUGACAGAGUAACCUCCCCUGUCAGCCAUACCUUCAUGCCCUUCACUCACUCACAACAGCCCUGUUUUUAUUGGGGUUUUUUUUUACCCAGCAGGCACUGGGAGCUGAACAUCACUCACUUUUCAGUCUCUCUGUGGAAAUCACUAGCAAAGUUGUAAAUUUGACAUUUGAAUUUGAAUCUAAGUUCCAUGUGAAUGCUCCUAAGACAACUCUCGUUUUAUUUAAUGUAAUUAUUUUUUUUCCAAGGCUGCAGUAGACUAUGACCUCACUUGUGAUCUCCGCUGUGAUUGGCUGAAAAAUAGAGACGUGCAGCGGUAACAGAAAGGGCUCUUGGCGAUUUCUAAAGUCUGUAACUCCCACAUGAGACAUGUUAGAGAAGCUUCACUGAGACGCCCACUCUGCCUAACACCCAUUCAAUGACCUCCUUACACACACACACACACACACACACACACACACACACACACACACACACACACACACACACACACACACACACACACACACACACACACACAUUGUUUUGUAAAAUAAAUGAAUAAAAUAAUAUAUUCAGAUACCUAUAUAGCAUUUAAGAAAAACAUGUAUAGAAUCCUUGAAUAGUGGCUCACUUAAUUAGUCACCAAAAAGUUUUUUUUUUUUGGUUUCUUUGUUUUCUUUUAUUAAUUGCAGAAAAAAAACUAUAUUUUGCGACCUGUUGAAGAUAACAGGUGUGUGGAUUUUUUUUUUAAAUAGCGACGCAGGGUGUCCUGUUUUGAUGCUGCAGUGGUUUUCCCUUUUAAAUGCGAUCUUUAUUUUGAUUUAAUUUAUUAAAGUUUUGUUGCCGAAUUGCUGUUUAAAAUCCAGACAAUUCAAACGCCACAGGGUAAUCAGUGUUUUAUUGAGAUGAGGGAUGAGAGAUGGUUGUGAUCUGUGGCUACGACGGCACAUUUCAUUUAUGUUUUAAAUCAGACAACUGCAGAAAGGUUUGUGGCCUGUAACCUUUUCCAUAUUAGGAGGGGAAGGGGGUGAAGUCAGAGGUGUCAUCCAGCAUCAUGUGACCUCUGACGAUCACAUGUCAGAAUGAAAAUGAAAUGAGUGUGUCUGUAGCCAAUGAGACGUCUAUGCACUGAGAGAACGGUGGUCCAAAACAAGCAGCCUGAACCCAAAAUACCCCCCCCCCCUCUCUCACACACACAAACAUUACUCCAUAGAAACUCAUCUACAAACACUACCUCUACUUUGUACACACAUUUGUUCAUGCACACACACACAUUCACACUGAGCUUCUAGAAGCUGAGUGACUUUCCAGAUUUACAUCAUUGAGAAUCGCCUUUGUUGUUGUUGUUGUUGUUGUUGUUAUCAUUUCAUUUUUUUUCACCCCCCCUUAGUCAGCUGGACAAUUAAAGGCACAGCACACAAUCACAGACUUUCAUUUCAAUGAUGAUCUUAUUGCUGAGACUGCCAAUCUUUUAAUCUUUCUUCCUCAUCAUCAGCUUGUCGGGUCAGCAGAACCGCCCACCUGUGCUUCAUUUAGCAGUUUUGACUAUCAGAGGAAAUGCAUAAAGUGUGUUACUAUUGAAUCAUACAACAGCUGUACCACUGAUCCUUUGUCCCUGAUCUCCUGUUGGAUUGAAAUGUGCUGGUAGAAUCAGCUGAUGAUGGAAGUGUUCAUUGGAUGUCUAAAGGUGGUCAGAACAACAACAGGCUUGAAGUGUUUGUUUUGCUCACUGUCCUCCUGUGGAAGUGGUGAACGUGUUCAGUUCAAAGCUUGACCUUCAGUCUUUUAAACGGAAUGGACAAUAUGAAUUAGUUUGCCCCUUAUAGGUGAGACCUGCUGCCAUUUCUGUAAAUGUAAUAUUUACAGAAAUUUACAGAAAUAAAUACUUUAAUACGGUACUACUGCAUUAAAUGUGCAGUAAAUAAAAAAUGUGGUUCAACCCAGACCAGACCCUUUAAUCCAUGUUUUUUUGUCAUCUGCUGAAAUUUAUAUAAACUGAUCUCCAACCAGAAUAUUUACAUUAUAUCUAACGUUUAUAAUGGUAAAGUAAAGCUGGCUUGUUGUCGAGAUCAGUGCUCCUACUAACAGAUGAUUUAUUCCAAGGCUUCACGCUCCUCCCAAACUAAGUGUCUUUGUUGUAAGCGUUGACAAAAUGUUUUAUUUGCCAACGCUUCAUGAUCUCUUAAAUAUAGACUAUCAAAUGGUAACAAAACGUGUCUAUAAUAUGCGUAAUGUCCCUUGAAUACCAAAAGCUUUCUCACUCUCCCUGUAAACACAUCGACAGGCGGCAGCAUGAAUCCUUGCUCUGUCUUUUCACCACCAUCACAGGCAUGUGGGGCACCAAGCUUGUCUUGUUCAACAACCCAUGAAUGUGAAUUGUCUAAAAAAAAAAAAAACUGGCUAUUUUUUGCACAUGUCAUUAAAGAGACACUGCCACAGAGUGCAUCAAAAUAAAGCUGAAAUUGAAAGUGUGCUUUGCUUUUCAGUAUUGUGACAAGCGUUAUGGUUGGUGGUUGUAUGUGCGUGGGAGGGUCGGGUAUCGUGGUAAACAGGUCAUCGAACACGUCGCCAGAUCCCUUUAAUGUGCUUUUUUUUUUUUUCCUGCCAAGGAUUCCUCUUGGUCUGCAAAUGUUGUAUUUCUCUUCAGUCACGCUGACAUCCUCCAUCAGAGGAUCACUGCAACAGCCGCGUGAUCACUCGACGUGUGUGUGUGUGUGUGUGUGUGUGUGUGUGUGUGUGUGUGUGCGUGUGCGUGUGUGUGUCUCUUUUUAGUGGAGACUGGUGCCAAGCAGUUUUAUUACGGGUCUCUCACGAAGGGAUCACUCGUGUUUUUGUUUGAUUUUCCUCCUUUUUUCCCCCUCCCCCUUUCUGUUUGAUAAGCACUUUGAACCUUCUCAUGUCUGUCAGAGGAGUGUGUAGCUGUACAUAGCAAUUUCCUGUAACAAGUGCUCCUUGUUCAGUCUGAAUAUUUUGUUUUGUCGGAUUUACUUUAAAGAGCAUUACAUUGUUGUAGAAUUAAAGGAAAAAUAAACUAGA